Molecule: messenger RNA, 2344 nt
Organism: Papaver somniferum (opium poppy)
Lineage: Eukaryota; Viridiplantae; Streptophyta; Magnoliopsida; Ranunculales; Papaveraceae
Product: probable mediator of RNA polymerase II transcription subunit 37e
Exons: 2
Coding region: 178-2067 (629 amino acids)
Biological process (GO): cellular response to unfolded protein; protein refolding
Cellular component (GO): cytoplasm
Molecular function (GO): misfolded protein binding; ATP-dependent protein folding chaperone; ATP binding
Source: RefSeq, a predicted model, not a curated record
UGAAAUUAAUCCCAAACCAAAAAUAUUAUACAAGCUUUGGAAUCCGUUUGAUUCCCGCUUUGGGCAUUGAAAUUAUACUCGUUUUUCUCUGUAAACACUACCUUUUUUUCUUCCCUAAAGAGCUUUCAGAUCUACAAGUUAGGGUUUUAGAAUUGAGGAUUGAAAAUAUAAUUUACCAUGGUUGGAAGAAUCGAAGGAGUAGGAGGAGGAACGACGGCGAUAGGAAUAGAUUUGGGAACAACAUAUUCAUGUGUUGCAGUAUGGCAGAAUGGCCGAGUUGAGAUUAUUGCUAAUGAUCAAGGGAAUAGGACUACUCCUUCUUAUGUUGCUUUUACUGAUGAUCAACGUUUGAUUGGUGAUGCUGCUAAGAAUCAAGUUGCUUUGAAUCCUAUCAACACCGUCUUUGAUGCAAAGCGUUUAAUUGGUAGGAAAAUCUGUGAUAGCUUCGUUCAGAAUGAUAUCAAGCUUUGGCCCUUCAAAGUAAUUGCUGGAGCGGACGAGAGACCAAUGAUUCAAAUCAAUUACAAGGGCAAGGAUAUGCAGUUUUCAGCUGAGGAAAUCUCAUCCAUGGUUCUCAUUAAGAUGCGAGAAACGGCUGAAAAUUAUCUUGGUUCAACUGUUAAGAACGCUGUUAUUACCGUCCCUGCUUACUUUAAUGAUUCUCAACGUCAAGCUACUAGAGAUUCUGGUAUAAUUGCUGGCCUUAAUGUACUGCGAAUCAUAAGUGAACCAACUGCAGCAGCAAUUGCUUAUGGCCUUGAUAAGAAAACAACCAGUGGUCGUGUGAAGAAUGUUCUUAUCUUUGAUCUCGGUGGUGGUACUUUUGAUGUUUCGAUACUCACCAUCAGCGGGAGUGUUUUUAAUGUCAAAGCUACAUCUGGGGAUACCCAUCUGGGAGGGGAGGAUAUCGAUAACAGAAUGGUAAAUCACUUUGUUCAAGAGUUCAAGAAGAAGUACCACAAGGACAUUAGUGGAAACCCUAAGGCUCUCAGGAGGCUGAGAACAUCAUGUGAGAGGGCAAAGAGGACCCUCUCAUCUACUACUCGGACAACCAUUGAGGUUGAUUCUUUGCAUGAAGGAAUUGAUUUUCAAGCGUCCAUUACUCGUGCUAGAUUUGAAGAGUUGAACCUAGAUUUGUUCAGAAAGUGCAUGGAACCAGUUCAGAAGUGUUUGGAGGAUGCUAAGAUGGACAAGACCGCCGUCCAUGAAGUUGUCCUCGUUGGUGGGUCUACCAGAAUUCCAAAAGUCCAGUCACUUUUGCAGGAUUUCUUUAAUGGAAAGGAACUGUCCAAGAACAUCAACCCUGAUGAAGCUGUGGCUUAUGGUGCUGCAGUGCAAGCUGCUAUCUUGAACGGUGAGGGUGGUGAGAAAGUACAGGACUUGGUGUUGUUGGAUGUCACCCCUCUUUCUCUUGGUUUUGAGGUUUUUGGAAGUGUUAUGGCAGUCUUGAUCCCAAGGAAUACGACCAUUCCUACAAGAAAGGAAAAGGUCUGCAGUACCCGUGUGGACAAUCAAACUAGUUUGAUGAUUAAGGUGUUCGAGGGUGAGAGAACUAAAACCAGUGACAAUAACUUGUUGGGGCAGUUCAAGCUGGAAGGAAUUCCUCCACAACCUCGUCAAGUUCCUCAGGUGACAGUUUGCUUUGAUAUGGAUGCUGAUGGUAUAUUAAAUGUGUUUGCCGAGGAUAAAAAAUCAGGGAACAAAAAUAUGCUCACAAUAUCAAAUAACAAGGGAAGGUUGUCGACCGCAGAGAUUUCAAGGUUGGUUCUAGAGGCUGAGAAAUACAAGUCAGAAGAUGAAGAACACAGAAAUAAGGUAAAGUCAAGAAACUCCUUUGAGGAUUACGCAUAUGGCAUGAUGAAUACGAUUGAUAGCAUUGGAUGCAAGCUGGCAUUGAAAGACAAGAAGAAGAUCAGGGAUGCAGUUAACAGUGCCCUUCAGUGGUUGGGUAACAACGAACUAGCUCACACAGAUGUGACAAAUGACAAGAUGAAAGAGUUGCAGAAUGUAUGCAAUCCUAUUAUAUCUAAGAUGCACAAGCAGGGGUGGUGGUGGAGGUGGAGGUGAAUCCAAAAUAGAGGAAAUCUACUAAAGGCGGGUAUGGUUAGGCUAAUAUGCUUCUAUCUUUUAUACCAAUAGAAAUUUAGAUCAAAUGUUUGUUAAUUACCAGGUGGUCUUUAUGUGCAUUUUUUGUGCACUUCUGUCAGGUUUAAUGUACAGAGAAAACCUGCAAGCACAAGAAUUGCAAUCCCUAAAUGCAUGUUAAUAUUAAUUUAGCUUUCAAAGACGAUUUUCUAGACUAAUAUUUCUCAGAAUGAAAUGAAAAAAGUUUGUCUUCUUUUUA